AUGGCUGCCAGUCUCUCUGGAAUGAGUCUGGCCAUCUGGAUGAUCGUCUUCACUGGCGUCACCACCCUCGUCAUGGCCCUACGCCUAUGGGCCAUCCACAUCACUCGCAAGGGCUUCCAACUGAGUGAUUACGCUAUCUUAGUAGCAUAUGUCAGCGCCUGUACCAUGGCGGCAUUGGCCUGGUGGGCCAUUGCCAACGGUCUGGGUUCGCAUACGAACGAACUGUCCGAUGAGGAAAUCGGAGUGCAAUACAAGCUCAUCAUCGCGUCGGGGAUGACCUGGCUCGUGGGCACUGUCUGCUGCAAACUAUCCAUGCUAGCCCUCUACACCACGCUCUUUCGCGCCUACAAACCCAUCCGCAUCCUCGUCUGGAUCGUCAGCGGCCUCGUCGGCGCCUAUUUUGUUGCUUUUCUCCCCAUCUUCCUCACCCAGUGUCACCCCAUCUCCUACGGCUGGGAUCCCGUACCCGGUGGCGGCUGUCGCUCGCUCACACUCCAGGAGAUCCUGUCGAUUGUCUUAAACAUCGUCCUGGACACCAUCAUCGCGCUGCUGCCCGUCCCGGCGCUCUGGAAACUACACAUGGCAAUCCGUAACAAGGUCACCAUCGGCGCCAUGUUCGGCAUGGGAUUAAUUGUCGUAGCCGUCAUGAUCUGGCGCCUCAUCAUCACCCUCGAUCCCGAUGUUAACAGCGACUUUGUCUACGGCCUCUCGCUCAUCGCCCUCGUCAGCUUCCUCGAGCUCUGGCUGAGCAUGAUAAUCGCCAGUCUGCCGGCCCUGGCUCCACUGUUUCGCCGCUACAUCGAACCGCUCUUCCCCUCCAAGCGGUUCAACCCCAAUCGUCCCAACCUGCGCGCCGCCGAACGUACCAUCGGCAGCGAUCCCACCCGCCGGCCGAGUGGGAUGCAGCACAGGUACGGCGACCCGGAGCUGGGCUGGUCGGCCGGGUACUACGCCAAGGUUGUUUCUGGGUCCAGGAAUAGCACGCAGCAGAGCGAUGACACGAAUGAGCUGGUGCGGAAUAUGCAACCGAAUGCGAUCCAGAUGAAGCGGGAGAUUUCGGUUCAGGCAGGAUAG
Aspergillus clavatus NRRL 1 is the source of this 1074-nucleotide messenger RNA. RefSeq lists its product as uncharacterized. The record is from RefSeq and is a predicted model, not a curated record. The coding region runs from base 1 to 1074 and encodes 357 amino acids. The transcript is spliced from 4 exons. Lineage: Eukaryota; Fungi; Ascomycota; Eurotiomycetes; Eurotiales; Aspergillaceae.